Molecule: messenger RNA, 2107 nt
Organism: Brassica rapa (field mustard)
Lineage: Eukaryota; Viridiplantae; Streptophyta; Magnoliopsida; Brassicales; Brassicaceae
Product: regulator of nonsense transcripts UPF3
Biological process (GO): positive regulation of translation; nuclear-transcribed mRNA catabolic process, nonsense-mediated decay
Cellular component (GO): cytoplasm; nucleolus
Molecular function (GO): mRNA binding
Source: RefSeq, a predicted model, not a curated record
GUUUUUUUUGGCUUUGUUAUGUUUUGACCAAAAAAAAAGAGAGAAAGGGAAACAAAGAGUGGGGAACAAAACCUAGGGCAAAAUUGACUGAUGUGUGUCACCCCCUCUCUCUGAAUCUCUUUUGAUCUGAUGAUGAUGAAGGACCCUUUAGCGAAGAGGAAGGUGGUGGUACGGCACUUGCCGCCUUCUCUUGCUGAGUCCGAUCUCUUAUCCCAAAUCGACUCUCGUUUCGGUGAUCGUUACUAUUGGUUCUCCUUCCGCCCUGGCAAGUCCAACUAUAGAACUCAGAAGCAUUCACGGGCCUACUUUGGUUUCAAGGCACCAGAAGAUGUUUAUGACUUUGCUUCCUUUUUCAACGGCCAUGUCUUUGUUAAUGACAAGGGUGCUCAGUUCAAGGCCAUAGUUGAAUAUGCGCCUUCACAGCGUGUGCCCAAACCAUGUUACAAGAAAGAUCCUCGCGAAGGCUCUAUUACCAAAGACCCUGAUUAUCUUGAGUUCCUCAAGCUCAUUGCUCAACCUGUUGAGAAUCUCCCCAGUGCUGAAAUCCAGUUGGAAAGAAGAGAAGUUGAGCAGUCUGGCGCUUCUAAAUCGGCUCCCAUUGUCACUCCUCUUAUGGAAUUCAUACGUCAAAAACGUGCUACUGUGAUUGGAUCACAGGGUUCAUUAGAUGGCCGAAGAGGAGGCAGGAGAGCCAGAGCAAUCUCUGCAAACAAGCCAAGUUCGAGACCUUCGAAACGAAACUCUGAGAAGAAAAAGUAUGUGGAAAAAGACAAUUCGAAAGGUGUGCCCCGGACGGCUUCAUCAGAUGCCGGCAGCUCCAAGCAAGAUUACAAUCAGGCAAAUUCAAGUGGAAAGGACAUACCUGCAACUGGAACUGCCUCUGUCAUUGAUAGCUCUCUCCCAGGGAUUGCAUUGACUAUGGAUUCUGGGAAGAAAAAGAUCUUGCUCCUGAAAAAAGACCGUGACAACCCUGUUAACUCUCCACAACAAGCGGAACAGCAGACGGAAGCUAAUCUCUCCGGAAGCUCCUCGACUUCAAGACAGAAUCAGAAGAUCGAUGUUGGUGGGAGGUUGAUCAAGGGAAUACUUCGGAGAAAUGAGACGCGGCCUAGCCAGGCUUCAUCUUUGGUCCAGCCUGAGCAAAGAGUGGAACCCACAGAAGCAGAAAACAACAAGCGUCCUCCUCGGCCAGCCAACAUUCGAGCAGGGAAAGAUUAUCAUGUUUCUGGUACCAACAGUGAAAAGCUAGAGAGGCGUGCAAGAAACAAGGACAGACCUGAUCGUGUUGUGUGGGCUCCUCGCCGUGCUGAUGGCUCCAAUAUCACCGAGGAUCAGCCUACAUCUUCAGCAGCAAACAAUGGAGAAGUGGUGAACUCCUCUGGUGGGCACACUCUUGAGAAUGGUUCUGCUAGACAUUCUAGUCGCCGUAUUGGAGCUCGCAAUAGAAAGGAAGACGGCUUUGCCAUGACUAUUGAGGGUAAAACAUCCCGGAGAGGUGGUGGUGGUGGUGGGGGUCCCAGUUCACAUGAGAAGCAAAUGUGGAUCCAAAAAUCAUCAUCCGGUACUUGAUAUAUUCGCUUUACAUAUGGCUUUAUGUAUCAAGCCAAUUCCAAUGGACUAUGAUGUCCUUCAACGGGAAUCUAUAGAUCUGAAUCGAAAUGGGGAGUAACACUAUCAACAUCACUCUUGGUUUUUGGGGACAUUUGGUCCAUCGUCGUAGGUCUUAGUAUUGCAGAUAAAAGAGACCCUUCUCAUAGUAGGAAUCAGCUCAAGAUUUAAGGUUUUAAGACAAGAAAGACUCGGUUGCUACUUGCUUUUGAAGGCUUUUAGCAAUUCACGGUACCUGCAUUCCCUUUUGGCUCGUGCUGUGUUACAGACAAGUGGGUGAGAAGUGACAACUUACUCCCGAGUCUUAAAGUAAUGAUUUAAAGUCAAAGUGUAUAGGGAGCAGGAAACACCUUACCGGGUUAUUAUUUUUGGUUCCUGAGAGGUCUCGGACUGUGAUUUGCAGGAUUUAACCAUAAUAGUUUUAUCACUUUUCUUGUGGGAAUUGGGUUUAUUUCAUCUGAUUGUUAUAUAGCUUAUAUUCUACCAAAAGAAUGUUUCG